Molecule: messenger RNA, 1855 nt
Organism: Oldenlandia corymbosa var. corymbosa
Lineage: Eukaryota; Viridiplantae; Streptophyta; Magnoliopsida; Gentianales; Rubiaceae
Source: the annotation of a GenBank genome assembly
AUGGAUAGCUUGAGAAAAUGCCAAGCAAAUUACACUCCCUUAACUCCUAUACAUUUCCUAAAGCGGGCCGCUUCAGUAUAUGCGGAUCGUACCUCCAUCAUCUACGGCGAUAAUGUUCGUUUCACCUGGAAAGAAACCUAUCAACGGUGUCGCCGCCUUGCUUCCUCCCUGAAAUCUUUGAACAUCGUCAAAGACAGCGUUGUUUCGGUUUUGGCACCAAAUAUUCCGGCAAUAUACGAAAUGCAUUUUGCGGUGCCCAUGGCAGGUGCUGUCUUAAACCCUAUCAACUCAAGACUUGAUGCUAAGACCAUUGCCAACAUUCUCAAGCAUUCCGAAGCCAAACUCUUGUUUGUUGAUUUCCAGUUUGUUCCGGUAGCUACCGAGGCACUCGGAAUCCUACAAAAUCUUAACAGAACUUCGAUGAUGGUCGUCGACAUGCCACGAGUAAUCGUCAUCGAUAACCUCGGAUCUCCUACCGGCGUUCGUCUCCACGGCGGGCUGGAGGAUGAAGGAGAAGAAUACGAAGAAUUAGUUCGACGAGGAAAUCCAGGGUACGUCCCGGAUGAACUCGAAGAUGAAUGGGAUUCAAUCACGUUGAGUUAUACGUCCGGGACGACAUCUACCCCGAAAGGGGUCGUGUGUAGCCAUAGGGGAGCAUAUUUGACCGCCUUAAGCCUGAUUCUGGGUUGGGAAAUGGGUAAAACCCCGGUUUAUUUAUGGACGCUCCCAAUGUUUCACUGCAGUGGGUGGAGUUUCACGUGGGGUAUCGCGGCGCGAGGCGGCACCAAUGUGUGCAUCCGAAACCCGACGGUGCAAGCGAUGUACGAGGCCAUUUCGCGACACGGCGUGACCCACAUGUGCUGUGCUCCCAUCAUUUUAAGCAUCCUUCUGGAGGCCAAGCCCAAUGAGCGCGUGGCAAUCAACAACCCGGUGCAGGUACUCACCGGUGGAGCCCCACAGCCGCCCGCGCUCGUGGGGAAAAUGGAAGCCUUAGGAUUCAGCGUGGUUCAUGGGUACGGGUUAACCGAAGCCACGGGGACUGCGCUAGUUUGCGAGUGGCAAGAAAGCUGGAAAGAUUUGGGAGCAAAUGAUCAGGCCGCCCAGCUCAAGUCCAGACAAGGGGUUGGGAUAUUGAGCCUUGCCGAUGUUGAUGUCGUUAAGGAUUUAGACAAACUGGAAAGUGUGGCCCGAGAUGGGAAAACAAUGGGAGAAGUCGUCCUACGUGGGAGUGGCCUCAUGAAAGGAUACCUCAAAGACAACGGAAGCGACCGCGAAAGCAUUUCACAAAGAGAAAUGGUUCGUGACGGCCUGGAAAUCGAAAGCGUGAUUUACAAACACCCUUGUGUGGCUGAGGCUUCGGUUGUAGCCAUGCCACAUCCAAAGUGGGGAGAAAGUCCUUGUGCAUUUGUGAAGCUGAUGAAGGAUACUAGUGCUAUGAGUAGCAUUGGUGAGGAAGAAAUAAUAUCCCAUUGCAAGCAGAAUUUGCCUGGUUUUAUGGCACCAAAGAUGGUGAGUUUCGUGGAGGAAUUGCCCAAGACUUCAACCGGGAAGAUUCAAAAGUUACAACUUAGAGAAAUGGCCAGAUCUUUUGUCAUAUCAUAAAACAAAACAGGAGGCCAAAAUAUUCACGACAACAUGAAUUCUAUAGUUGGUGCUUGAUUUCGGUGCGCUGCUGGUCAUUCAUUCUAAUUGACAAGCUGCGGGCAAGAGCUCCCGCAGAUUACAGUUCGCUUCGUGUGUGCUUUCAGUUUCAGAAUUUAACAUUGAAAUCCUCCUCCUAGCUAGUAUUUCAAGUAUCAAAUAAAUUAGCAAAUCCCUUGUGAAAAUGUCCUUGUGCCAUUUUUUUGUGAAUUCC